AUGGAGAGAGAUAUGGAGAUGGAGUUAUCAAAGUUUAAGAGAGUUUGUGUGUUUUGUGGUAGCAGUCCUGGUAAUAAAACUAGCUAUAAAGAUGCUGCUAUUGAACUUGGAAGAGAAUUGGUUUCAAGAAAUAUAGAUUUAGUUUAUGGAGGAGGCAGCAUUGGUUUGAUGGGGUUGAUUUCUCAAGCUGUUUACGAUGGCGGUCGACAUGUAAUCGGUGUGAUUCCCAAAACACUUAUGCCAAGAGAGCUUACUGGAGAAACAGUGGGAGAAGUGAAAGCAGUAGCAGACAUGCAUCAAAGGAAAGCUGAAAUGGCUAGAAAUUCUGAUGCCUUCAUUGCUUUACCUGGUGGCUAUGGUACACUUGAGGAGCUUCUUGAGGUGAUAACAUGGGCACAACUUGGCAUCCAUGAUAAACCAGUGGGUUUGCUAAAUGUUGAUGGAUACUACAAUUCUUUUUUGUCUUUCAUUGACAAAGCUGUGGAGGAAGGAUUCAUUAGCCCCACAGCUCGUCAUAUAAUUGUAUCUGCCCCAACACCAAAAGAACUUGUCAAAAACAUGGAGGAAUAUUUCCCACAGCAUGAAAGAGUUGCCUCAAAGCUAACAUGGGAAAGUGAUCAGCUAGAUUAG
Lathyrus sativus (Indian pea) is the source of this 630-nucleotide messenger RNA. NCBI's taxonomy places the organism in Eukaryota, Viridiplantae, Streptophyta, Magnoliopsida, Fabales, Fabaceae. The record is from the annotation of a GenBank genome assembly.